Molecule: messenger RNA, 1150 nt
Organism: Tarenaya hassleriana
Lineage: Eukaryota; Viridiplantae; Streptophyta; Magnoliopsida; Brassicales; Cleomaceae
Product: UDP-N-acetylglucosamine transferase subunit ALG14 homolog
Exons: 6
Coding region: 224-925 (233 amino acids)
Biological process (GO): dolichol-linked oligosaccharide biosynthetic process
Cellular component (GO): UDP-N-acetylglucosamine transferase complex
Source: RefSeq, a predicted model, not a curated record
CCAUAAAACUCUUGCUCUCUCCCCAAUCGAUCGCAUCUCUCGCCCUCGCCAUUUCUUCGACGGCGAUAGUCGGUCUCUUGGUUUCUUUCUGCCAGAAUCGCCGCUCAAUUUACUUCUCCGGAGGCUCUCCGGCGUGAUCGUUCACCGUGGUCGAGGCCACUGAGAAUUCUGUUGCGGUGCUCAAGGAUGUAAUUUGAACAGAGAAGAAAGAGUUAUCAGUAUCAUGGUGGAAGAUAGCUGCUGCUUUUUCUCGAAGAUGGCUUCUAUCUUUAGUGCUGUUUUCAUUUUAUUGAGCCUGGCAAUCAUUCUUGGGGUUCGAGUUUUAUAUGUUAUAUACUGUUGCGGAAAACCCCUUCGCAGAGGAGCUUCACAGUCUUUUACUACUCUCAUUGUUCUAGGUUCUGGGGGACACACGGCUGAGAUGUUGAGUCUCCUCUCUGUUUUGCAGAAGGAUAGAUUUAAGCCAAGGUUUUACGUUGCUGCGGCGACAGAUAAUAUGAGUAUCCAGAAAGCUCGUGCUUUCGAAGAUUCAUUUGUUGAGAAGCCUGGGGUGAAGGAAACUUCUUCACAGUUCAUGCAGAUCUACCGGAGCAGAGAAGUUGGUCAGUCUUAUGUGACUUCUGUUUGGACUACCCUCGUUGCUAUAGUUCAUGCUCUGUGGCUAAUGAUUAGAAUCAGACCGGAAGUGGUUCUAUGCAAUGGUCCUGGUACAUGUAUUCCUCUGUGCGUAAUCGCAUUCUUGUUCAAAGUCUUGGGAAUUAGAUGGUCAUCUAUCUUUUAUGUUGAGAGUGUAGCAAGAGUAAAGAAGCUCUCACUAAGCGGCUUGCUUCUUUAUAAAUUGAGGAUGGCUGAUCAAUUCUUUGUUCAAUGGCCACACCUACAAAGGAAGUAUCCUCGAGCGCGUUAUGUUGGGUGCCUGAUGUAGGUAUUCUACUUACACACCUAUAAGUAGUAGUCAUGAGGUAUAUCUACAAACAAGCUGCCAUGUUUUAUUUCUAGGAUUUCCCUUACAUUCUCUUAAUAGAGGAUUAGUUACUAUUUUAGACAAUUUAUUAUUUUCCUUUUGAAAUGUAACUUCUUGGAAGAACAACUGUUGGUGUCAGUCCGUUGGACUGUGUGCUUACAAUGCGUUUUGCGCAAUCUUCUUCAA